Messenger RNA from Biomphalaria glabrata, 1123 nucleotides. RefSeq lists its product as uncharacterized. The coding region runs from base 121 to 1068 and encodes 315 amino acids. Lineage: Eukaryota; Metazoa; Mollusca; Gastropoda; Planorbidae. The transcript has 3 exons. Gene Ontology annotation, molecular function: metallopeptidase activity. The record is from RefSeq and is a predicted model, not a curated record.
UUUUUAACAAAAAAAUAGAAUAUAAAUGAAAAAAAUAAACUGUCACGCAAGAUUAUUUAAAGAGUUGUAGAACUUUGCAUUGGUGUAGUUAAUUUAUCGAGUUGUGGAACUUGGCUGAGAAUGUUACUUCUUGUUUUGACCCUCUUCGUGGCACGGGCGGCGACUUUACCAGCCCACAACACCAGCCAUGGGUUCUCUACUGGAAGACUCGCCCCUGAAGACUACGCCUUUAUCCGCACCCUCCCCAAGUCCAGGGCGGCUGGCAACCUCCCCGGCUUUAAGUACAUUUACGUGGACGGGAGCGGAGCCAAGUCCUACAACUUCGACCCCUCCAGGUACCAGCUCCAGAUCGCUGGCUCCCCACUCACCUCAUGGGAAGGCCUGAACGCCGCCGCUGAUGUCGUCGUCUUGAUGACCCGCUACAUGCCGCCGCAGAUUUUCAACAACGUGGCGGCGAAAGCGUCCGUGGGCGUGUUCACUGCGGCAGAGAAACUGAUCGUAUACCCGGAGUACGCUCACAUGGCCAACACUUUCUGCGGCUCCUCCUGCUCAGGUCAGUGUCAGCAGACAUGUACAUUUGAUGGCCGCAAGUAUGAAGACAUCGCUGGGGUCGGAGGUCAAAGGGCAGUUAUUUUGGACGACAACGUCCUCUGCACAGUCAAUGACCCCUACCGCGGUUCCGAGAACAUCCUGGCCCAUGAGUUCACGCACACCAUUCACGAGCAGGGCCUGUCCGGCGCGGACAAGGCCGCCGUCCACGCGGCGUACACUGCAGCCAGAGCCCGCCAGACCUGGACGCUCAGCUCCUACGCCAUGCAGAACGAGCAGGAGUACUUCGCCGAGGCGGCCACCGUCUACUUCGGCAUCAACUACAGCAACAUUAACUCCGGCGGAAUGAACAUUUGCGCCCCGGGCGCCUUCUGCUCCGGGGAGAUGGCAGAUAGGUACCACCUGUAUCAGACGGACACAGCCCUGUACAACAUUCUGACCUACGUGUUUACCAACAACCGUCCAAAUCUGGCCAGUGGUCUGACUGUAUGUCCGGCAGGACACUCUGUUGUCGGGUAGAGUUUUUUGAAGGAUGGAGUUCAAGUUUUUUAAAUAAAUUGUUUGUGGGCUUGUA